UAUGAUCGUUGGUAUACGAGGAUUACAGAAUCGGGAAUCCAGUAAGGUAUAGGGGCAUAUUUACUUUCACGUUUUUCCCUCGGAAACAAACGUUUACGCGCUUUUUAAGGAACUAGAACACUCCACACGUUUCGAGAUCUCCUCGAAGCCUCUUGGGUGUGUAGUGAAGUUGUCUGUACUCAUUUAACAUGGCGAAACUCGUGGCGGUGUGUCGGGACGAAGCUGACUUCGCAUUCGAGCGUCGACAAAUACCUUUGAAUAUCGAGGACACCUUAACGAUGAUCAUGGAAAUUCCAGAAACUGUGAUUUCAACUCGUCAAGUCAACGAAUGCGAACUUCAGUCGUUCAACAAGCGAUUCCAGUGUCUCAGUCCCGAAGAUUUAGCUGUCGCUACGAUGGUGCGGCAAAAAGAUGUUCUCUCGUUCCUCUCCCACUCCGUUCCGUGCGUUGGUUGUCGGAGAAGUGUGGAGCGAUUGUACAACCAGUUAGUCGAGUCAGGUCAGCCAGCACUGGAGCCUCUGAUUAUCACAAAUAGUGGAGGUGAGUGCAGUCUUUCAUUUACAUUAAUUUGCUGUUACAACACACUGUGUAUUUUCAUGCUGAAAGGAGUUCUUUUUAUGUUUAGAAGCUGGAUAGAUGUGUGGGAUUUAUUGUCUCAAGAAUGCCGUGAUGAGGUGGUGUUGAUUGACUCUGAUUCUCUUCUGGACACACUAGAGAAUUAUCUAAGAAAGCACCGAUUUUGCACUGAAUGUAAAUCAAAAGUUCUAAGAGCUUAUAGUAUUUUGGCUGGAGAUUUAGACGGGCCAAGUGAAAAAGGUUAUUGUGCUGCUUUGUAUGAUGGUCUCAAGAGCUGUCCUCAAGAGCGACAUAUCCAUGUACUCUGUGACACAGACUACAUUGCGCAUUUAAUUGGACGGGCAGAACCGGAGUUAGCUGGAGGGAGAAGAGAAAGGCAUGCCAAGACACUAGACAUUGCUCAGGAAGAAGUAAGGAAAUUCUCCUUUAAUUAAAUGUUAAUUGAUGUGUUUAUCAUGUUUACUAUUCUGCUUGGACAGAAGCGAGAGGGCAUCAUCACAUGCAAUUGCUCUAUCUUCUAUUAGCCAACUCGAAGAGAAAGAGAAGGAAUUUUCUACCUUGUAGGGUAUACGUUGGCAGCCCCCUCCCCCCCCCUCUCUCUCUCUCUCUCUCUCUCCCCUUGCCACCUUUUGGAUUUCUCCACUAGGAACAGGCGUGACACCAGACCCAGUUUUCUGUUGUGUGAAAAACGCAAGAUGCCGGCUAGAGGCUGGUGGGAAGGAGCCAAAGAACACCUCAAAAAUACUUCCCGUCACCUUUUGAGACUUCAUUUUAUCGCAAAAGAUGACUGGAAAC
Molecule: messenger RNA, 1371 nt
Organism: Orbicella faveolata
Lineage: Eukaryota; Metazoa; Cnidaria; Anthozoa; Scleractinia; Merulinidae
Product: gametogenetin-binding protein 2-like
Cellular component (GO): nucleus; cytoplasm
Source: RefSeq, a predicted model, not a curated record